ACUGUGAACGCCCCCAUGGCGGGGACCUGCACCCCCAGUUCUUCGGCUUUCGGCCGACGUUUAUGUGCUAUGUGCCCAGCCCGGUGCUGGCUUCGGUAGGAGACACAGGUGAGAGUCGGGGCGUCGGCCAGAGUGCGGAGCUGGGCAGCGCGGGGAGCCCUCCCCACAGCCCGCCCGCCGGCCCCUAGGCAGGAAGGUCAGUGCCCGGUGGAGCUCGGAGACCACUUCAGCCCACCGUAUUGGGAGAGGCCAGGGGCUGGACCUAGUGGGUCUGCAUUCCACCGGCAGCUGCUCCUAGAGCGCGCAGGAGUGUGUAGUUUACUUUGUCCAGCCUCAGGAGACAGCCUUCUAGUCCCAGACCAGAGCCUGUCAGUGGGAGUCAGGCGUCUAUGGUCUUCACCUCCCUGGACAAACGCUGCAGUCAUAAAGCUUGCUGUGAUCACGACACGGUGCCAGGCAGUGGUCUGGCCAUGGGCUUUCAGGAUGACAGAGUUUAAGGGGGUAUACCUGGAGCCCAAAAGAAUACUGGAGAUGGACGCCCAAGGAUUGAAGACUGAGUGUGACAAACUUGAAGACCUUGAAGAAGCCAAUCCAUUCUCCUUCAAAGAGUUUUUGAAAACCAAGAACCUCAGCCUGUCAAAAGAAGACACAGCCACCAGUCGAAUUUACCCGAAGGAGGCCUCGAGGCACCCACUGGGACUAGACCACAACUCCCCUGUCUCCCAGCCCAUGGGAUAUGGCCUGGAAUAUCAGCAGCCAUUUUUUGAAGACCCAACAAGAGCCAGCAACCUAGAGGAGGAUGAAGAGGACGGGUGGAGCAGAGCCUACCUGCCGUCUGCCGUGGAGCAGACUCACUCCACGAGAGCCACGCAGAACUCAUCGCCCUGUGGCACCUACCUUUCCUUCUUUUCCAACGCGUCAGAGCUGGCAGGUCCUGAGUCUUUGCCCCCAUGGACACUGAGUGACACUGACUCCAGGCUCUCCCCAGCGUCUCCAGCUGGGAAUCCUAAUGUAGACUUUGCAGCUCAUGAAGAAUCCUUAGGGGACAGACACCUGCGGACGCUGCAGUUAAGUUACGAAGCACUGAAAGAUGAAAACUCUAAGCUCAGAAGAAAGCUAAGUGAGGUUCAGAGCUUCUCUGAAACUCAAACAGAAAUGGUGAGGACGCUCGAACGGAAGUUGGAGGCGAAGAUGAUCAAGGAAGAGAGUGACUUCCAUGACCUGGAGUCAGUAGUCCAGCAAGUCGAACAGAACCUCGAACUGAUGACCAAACGGGCUGUAAAAGCAGAAAAUCAUGUCAUGAAGCUGAAACAGGAAGUAAAUUUGCUCCAGGCACAGCUCUCCAACUUCAAGCGAGAAAACGAAGCCCUUCGGUCAGGCCAGGGUGCCAGCCUUACCGUGGUGAAGCAGAACACCGAUGUGGCCUUGCAGAACCUCCAUGUUGUCAUGAACAGUGCACACGCAUCUAUAAAGCAGCUGGUGUCUGGAGCAGAGACACUGAACCUUGUUGCUGAAAUCCUCAAGUCUAUCGACAGAAUUACUGAAGUUAAGGAUGAGGCAGACUCUUGAGAACACGACCUGCCGCCGGGUCCCGGCACCUCUGCACCGAUGGCACCACACAGCUUCCAACUGUGCUCCUAACUAAGCAGUCCUCACCAAACCAUCUCACAGCCUAAGCACGUGACCGGGCACCUGCAGUACAGGGCUCCUUUCCACCGGUUGCACCUAACAGUUUACAUGAAGUCCUUUGGGGAAGUCCCACUGUUUGAUAGACUCACUGAUUUACUGGAAGACAUUUUUAUAAAACCCAGCAAUUUUUAGAAAGCACUAAAGCUGAAACAACAGUUUGGUAAAAAGCUGCUUCCACUGUCCCUCAGAUUUACUAUAGGAUGAGCUCGGGCUCAGGGCCAGUUUUACUAAGCAGAACACUAAGUGAGCCAGUGUGGAAGCGAGCAGCCUGUACAGGACUCUUGCUGUCACUCUGCCUCACGAACAGACGUUGACAUUGUGGCCUUCACGGACGGCUCCUGCUGUCAGCAGCCUCACCGAGGCAGCACCACUCGGUAGAUGCUGCUGUCCUACCAGGACCCUAGUACCAAAGUCACAGACUGCAUUGCAGAGCGUCACACACGCACUACUCUGGGCUACCAGCUUCGGGAAGCCAUUUGAGGCUGUUGGUUUUGAUGAGUGUUAAUGUGUCAGUGCAUCUUUUGCAUAGUGCGGUUCAGACUGGAAUUAGAGCACACACCUACCUGCCUCAGGUCAGCACCAGUUCUUUGGGCUGGCUGGCUGGUUUUGAAGGACAAGCAGACAAAAGCAGCACCCUGUGCUGUGCUGAGGGGUCAGGGUUUGGGGACCACUUUCCUAUAGAUUUUUUAAAUUUCCCUCUUCCCCUCCUGUUGAGAUCAACAGCUUUCUUAUCUAAAUAAAUCUUGAAGAUCAUUUA
This is a messenger RNA of Rattus norvegicus (Norway rat), 2446 nucleotides long. RefSeq names its product endosome associated trafficking regulator 1 (gene Entr1). Lineage: Eukaryota; Metazoa; Chordata; Mammalia; Rodentia; Muridae. The record is from RefSeq and is a predicted model, not a curated record.